Molecule: messenger RNA, 1341 nt
Organism: Xenopus laevis (African clawed frog)
Lineage: Eukaryota; Metazoa; Chordata; Amphibia; Anura; Pipidae
Exons: 4
Coding region: 219-1043 (274 amino acids)
Source: RefSeq, a predicted model, not a curated record
AAUAUUCCCCCAGGUUCAGCUGUGCCUCAGGCAUUGGAAAAAGUUUUAGCACAAUGUCAAAUACCAAGCUACAACAAGAGAGAUCACUACUGUAUGUAUUCUAAUCUGUGGGUAAAUAGAACUCAGCAUGGCACAUCCUUGUAAGUAAGGAAGUACAACAAGCUCACUGCUUUCACUUUUACUUUGCUCCGUAAUUUACAAUUCCCAGAAGAACAAAGAUGGAUGGAUAUGAGAGAACUGUGGAUCGUGUCAGGGACUAUAUCCUCCAAUUCAGCCUUGAUAACUGUGCUUUUGGGAACCAGGGCUAUAACCGAGUUCUCCUACAGCUGUUUGGGUAUAUGGGUCAUGGCAAGUCCACCCUCAUCAACUCCUGCAAGUAUGUAUUAGAUGAUGGAGAAUAUCGCAUUUAUGCAAAAGCAUCGGCUUCCAUUUCUAGUGUCACUUUCAACAGAACAGCCUACCCACUCACCAAUAUCAUCACUAUUGUGGAUAACAGGGGGUGCUCUACAUUCAACGCGUAUGAGACUGGGGAAAUAUACGCACAGCUGGGUAACUUUAUUCCACUGAAUGAGAAAGUUGAAUGGACAAAUAACUAUGAAGACAUGAUAGACAGACUGGAGGACUCAGAAAUGGAUCCUAAUUUCACAGACGUCACUAUUCCAGUGUUUGUUUAUAGUGUGAAAAAGGGCCUCGCUGAAGGGGAAAAGAAAGAGACUAAAGAAUUCAUUGAUAACUGCCGGAAAAUGACAGGGGUUUAUCCAAUUGUGGUUCUGACCCACAAAACCUAUGGAGACUUCUUACAGGCUGAGAGGGAGUUCCAACUGAUGGGAGUAGAAAAUGUGAUUAAGAUAGAAAACUACACAAAAGAGGAUCAUGGCAGAACACAAGGGCGCCACAAGGAGAUCCUGCAUUUUCUCUACAGCAUUCUAGAAGAUGUCAACUUCCAGAUGAAAUACAAGAGAAACCCAAGAAAAGAGAGGGUCGAGCGCAAGAAAUUUCUGCUUAAAUUUCUACAUGAGAGAGAAGUGAAUCAAAACCUGUAGCGAAUGCGUAGGCAGUAAUUCAAAAGACUUACAAGAGUAUUGAAUUGAGCAAACAGUGGGGCACUGGGAGAAUCCUUUUAUGGCUAGCUUUCUCAUUGCACUUUUCCAUAUGGAUAAUCUCCAUACCAUGGACACCCUCAUGGCACAAAGCUAUUCAUAUCAAACCCUGCAUUUAUGUUUAUUGCCAGGUUCUAAAUAACAAAGGUGAAAAAUGUAACAUUCAGGUUGAUGAUGACAAACCCUCUUGUAUCUGCUGUUAAACUAUGGACGAUAAUGACAUUAAAAUUACUACUUGCCA